Molecule: messenger RNA, 1827 nt
Organism: Colletotrichum karsti
Lineage: Eukaryota; Fungi; Ascomycota; Sordariomycetes; Glomerellales; Glomerellaceae
Exons: 11
Coding region: 1-1827 (608 amino acids)
Biological process (GO): transmembrane transport
Cellular component (GO): membrane
Molecular function (GO): myo-inositol:proton symporter activity
Source: RefSeq, a predicted model, not a curated record
AUGGCGGAUCAUGAGGCAUAUGCGACCUCAAUCAGCAGCAGACUCCGGUCUCAGAUAACUCGGAGACACGUCAACAUUGACGCUCUGAUUGAAGGACCUCUAGUUCAUCUCGACGAUGCCGAACUGGAAGAGGAUAUCCGAAACUUUGCUCCCAGUCUACCAGGAGUCAACCCGAGAGACAUAUUGAGAGCUGCUCUUGUAGCGAGGGAAAUAAGGGCAUACACUGAUGAAAGUCUCCAAGCAGGCCUUCCAAUUCACCUUACUGAAGAGGAGAGAAAGGCACUCAAGGAAGAGAAGGAGAAAACCUUUUCCCAAAGCGGUCUGAAAGUCGUGGUCACCAGCGUCGCUCUUGCCGCCCUUCUCCAGGGCAGCGUUCAAGCUUCCAUCAAUGCUGGGAGCAUAUUUGCCACUGUGUUGGACCUCCCGCCCUCAACCCAGGAAUGGAGGCUUGGUGGUAUGAAUGCGGCCCCUUACCUGGCUGCUGCGGUCUUGGGCGCUCCAUUGUCACUUCCUCUGAACUACUGGAUGGGAAGGCGCGGCGCGAUCGCAGUGGCAGCUUGUUUGAUAUUCGCGAGUUCUCUGGCUUCUGCUUUUGCGAAAACGUGGUAUCAGCUGUUAGGCAUCAGGAUUGUCAACGGCGUUGGUAUGGGAAUCAAGGCCAUCAGCACUCCGAUUCUCGCUUCUGAGACUGCCGUGGACCAGUGGAGAGGGUCUUCUGUUCUCAUGUGGCAGUUAUGGGUUGCUUUCGGUAUCAUGAUGGGAAAUGUCGUUAAUCUCAUUCUCGUCGCCGCGGCUGGAGCUCUGGAUUUCCCAGUUCGGCUAAGUGAGGGGCAAAACCCUCAGUUAGAUCAAGGGCCCAAAGGAAAAUUAGCUCUCCAACUAAUCCUAGCUGCUCCGAUGGUGCCGGCUCUACUUACACUAGUUGCUCUGUCAUACUGCAUGGAAAGUCCACGGUUCUACAUGCAGAAGAAUACGCCAAACUACCGUCCCCAGCGAGCUUAUGAAAUAUUGAGCAAAGUUCGCAACACUCAGCUCCAAGCCCUCAGGGACAUUUACCUCAUCCACAAAAACAUCGAGCUUGAAGACGACGAUGACGAUCUCGAACAGUCAAAGGCUCCAGCGCACAACCGAAAGCGAGGACUCACGUUCGCAAGUCAUCUGUCAUUUGCCUUGUCUGAUACCUUCCGACAAUACAGCCACCUCUUGAAGACUCCACGGUUGCGCAACGCUGUAUGGAGUACUUGCACUGUUGCUUUGGCACAACAGCUGUGCGGUAUCAAUGUCUUUGCCUUUUAUUCAAACGACUUCUUCAUCCGGAAGGAAAGCACUCCCAGGAUUGCUUUGCUCUACAGCAUUGGAUUCGUAUUCGCUGCCGUGUACUCGCCAGGCUUAGGGCCAAUUCCUUUCACACUUGCAUCUGAGAGUUUUCCUCUGUCCCAGCGUGAAUCUGGCUGUUCGGUUGCCAUUUCGGUGAAUCUCUUCUUCGCUGGAGUUUUUACAAUCGUGUUCCCGUCGAUCAACAGCGAGUUGGGACCUGCGGGGGCGCUUGCCCUGUUCUCCGGUCUCAACGUUGUGGCCUUCAUUUUGGUUUUCCUCAUCGUUGAAGAGACAAAGCAGAUCAGUCUGGAGGAAUUGAGCCUCAUCUACGCUGUUCCAAAGACGAAGUUCAUGACGUAUCAGCUUACGAAGUAUUUGCCCUAUCUGUGGAAGAGAUAUAUCACACGAAGUUGGGGAGACAGGGAGCCUCCUAACUUUUACACGACUGUAGUUGAGCCGUAUGUGUACGAGCUGAGGGAUCUUGGAGGAGAGUCGACGACAAAUGAGUAG